CAUAUUAAACAUUGAACAGAGUGGUUCUCACGCAUAGCGUGCAUUUUCGGAAAUAAUAAAAUUAAUUAAAUAAUUUACAAGAAAUUCUUGAAUUCUUAUUUAAAUACAAACAUUAUUUUGUGCUAUUUAAUAAAAAUAAAAUUUAUUAAAAAAUUUGAAAAAAAAAACAAAAAUUAGUUCUAGUCAAAUUAAACAGUUAAAAUGGAUAUAAUAUUACCUUCACCACCAGCAACGCCACCACUUUUCGAAAAUAAUAAAAAAGAUGUUUUACUGGAUGAAAAAUGUCUAAAGGCUAAACUUUUAUUAGAGUUUAAAAAACAAGAGUUACCUGAACAAGAGCAAGGAAGCAUUGUUACACCAAAUCCAUCUGAUACAGAAGAUGAAGUUGACGCACCACCCAGUAAAAAAAAACGUUUAGAAUUAACACAACCAGAAUCAUCACUUACACCUCCACCAGAGCUAACACAAACUAAGCAAAGUCAACGGGCCUCUGUUAUCAUGCAUGUAGAUAGUUCAGGAAUCUGCUCUACAUUGGAUGAGAAUUCUUGUACAUCUAUCAUAUCAACAAGUUCAAAUGUUGCAACAUCAACAUCAUCCGAUGAUGAGAGUACUAGUGCUACAAAUGUUUGGAGAACUUUAAAAUUUAAAAUGAAUCGCAAUCGCAGUCAGAAUACCUCGAAUAAACAAGAUAACCCAAAAGAUGUCACAAAAGAUGUAAACAUUUGGCAAACUGAUAUAGCUUCAAAUGGGUCGCAAACAGAAAAAUUGCCUAAUCAUCCACCGGCAGCAUUUUCCUUCAAUUUACCAACAACAACUACAGCACAGACUCAAUAUCAAAUUUUAGCACCAAAAAAUUUUUAUAUCACAACGCCACAAGACUUCUCAUUUCCCACACGUUUACUGCUCAUCGAUACUUCAAACAGCAUCUUGAAAAAUUUGGCAACCUCACCGGCUAGCGAAAAACCUAUUGUGUCUGGAACACCUAUACAAAAGAUGACUGCAACGCAAAUAGCUGCAGAACGUAGGCGUGUUUAUGAAUGCCUUCAUCCUAAUUGUGGAAAAAAUUAUUUUAAAUCUAGCCAUCUGAAAGCCCAUCAACGUGUACACACGGGUGAAAAGCCAUUCGUGUGUAAAUGGGAAAACUGUGAAAAACGUUUUUCCCGCUCCGAUGAGUUGUCCCGCCAUAAACGUACACACACAGGUGAGAAGAAAUUCGUUUGUGCGGUUUGUCAAAAAAAAUUUAUGCGCAGCGAUCAUCUAUCCAAGCACGUCAAACGCCACGAUAAGGAAAAAGGCAACGGUGUGAAUAGGAAUACAUCGUUAAGACUACCACAAUUUGCACCAGCUUUAGUAAAUAAUAAUAGCAACUACUUUAAUAUCAACUCGUCUGUAUUAUCUGAAUCGACAGGUGUAUCUUUACAAGCAACAUCACCCUUAAUAACCAACGUCGUUCAGUUGAGACCUAUUGCGCCAGCAUCGGCGGUAACGAGAAACGUUGACCAGCUCACCAAGAUCAACGUGGUACGUCCCACAUCGACGUCCAGCAGUUCAUCGAUGCAAUUACAAGUCUGCACUACCAACAAUCAACUGCAGUUGCAAUGUUUAGCUAAUAGUUCGGAUAAUUUUUUAAAUUUGGUUGCCGCGUAAACAAUUAAAAACUUAAGCUAAUUAUUUUUAAUAUAUAUUGUAUUUAUGUACAUACAUUUAUAUAUAGUAUUUUCACUAUACAUAUUUAUUUUUGUUUUAUAAAAGCUUUGGCCGUAAAUUUUCAAAUAUCUUAUAUAGUAAAUACAAUAGAAAUAUUCAGAUAUUCAGAUAUUCAGAUAUUUCAUACAAUAGAGCUUUAUUGUAACCAAGCAUUCAUUGUCAUUCCAAUAUUCAAGGCAAAAAGUAAUAUUUUUGUGAGAAAUUUAUAUUUAUAUAUCGAAACCGUGUGGGUAGAGUAGUGCUAUAUACAUAUAUUUAUUUUUAAAUUACAAAUCUUUGUAAAUUGUAAGAUGAAAAGUUUUCAAUAGAAAUUAAAAUUUUUGUUUGUUCUUCAGAAACUCUUGCCAGUAGAACACACUUUUUCGGUUAUUGCUUAUAUUAGAAAUUUCUAAAGCAUGUCUAUAAAACAUAAAAACUGUGAUAUUUAUGUUAGUAGAUUAAAUAUAUUUUAUUAGAUUACUCUUAUUAAUUAUAUUAUAAAAUAUGCUUAACAACAAACAAAUGUUUAUAGAUUUAAGAUCAUAUUUAAAAUAAAAUAUAUAUGUAAUUACAGGAAAGUCUUUGUUUCUUACCGAACACAUUUACUACUCUUGUAUUGUAUAUAUUAUUAUGUGAAAGAACUAAAUAUAUAAAUUUAAUA
Teleopsis dalmanni is the source of this 2347-nucleotide messenger RNA. It is a transcript of the gene cbt, whose product is annotated as early growth response protein 1-B. The transcript has 2 exons. The record is from RefSeq and is a predicted model, not a curated record. Gene Ontology annotation, biological process: regulation of transcription by RNA polymerase II. Gene Ontology annotation, molecular function: DNA-binding transcription factor activity, RNA polymerase II-specific; RNA polymerase II cis-regulatory region sequence-specific DNA binding. Lineage: Eukaryota; Metazoa; Arthropoda; Insecta; Diptera; Diopsidae. The coding region runs from base 202 to 1647 and encodes 481 amino acids.